Molecule: messenger RNA, 1467 nt
Organism: Acanthopagrus latus (yellowfin seabream)
Lineage: Eukaryota; Metazoa; Chordata; Actinopteri; Spariformes; Sparidae
Exons: 8
Coding region: 92-871 (259 amino acids)
Biological process (GO): iron-sulfur cluster assembly
Cellular component (GO): mitochondrion
Molecular function (GO): iron-sulfur cluster binding; iron ion binding
Source: RefSeq, a predicted model, not a curated record
GCAGAAAGCUAUUUGGACGGAGCCGACCCUCAGGCUCCGGAGUGCGUCCUCUUGUCUACCACAUGAGGUCCUCAUUUUCAAAAUAAACAAAAUGGCGGCGCACAUGAGAUGGGGUCUUCGCCACUUGUUACGGGCAAGAAACACUGCUCAUUUAAGGUUUCCAGACAGCUCAUACCACUCACAGUGCACGACCCGGAGCUUCAGAAAGGCUCAGCCUCAGCCCGGCACGGGAAACACACACCUCUUAAUAAGACCCCUGUCCAUCCAGACUCAGGACACUCCAAACCCCAGGAGCUUGAAGUUUCUCCCCGGUAAACCUGUCCUAGGAACCGGGACGCUUGACUUUCCCUCUCCAAGCUCAGCUGAAUGUUCGUCAUUGGCCAGGAACCUGUUUGAAAUCGAAGGAGUAAAAAGUGUGUUCUUUGGCCCUGACUUCAUUACUGUCACUAAAGCAGAUGAGGAUGUUGAAUGGACAGACAUUAAGCGUAAUGCCUUGGAGGCCAUUGACAGGUUCUUUGAGAGUGGUGACCCGAUAACAACAGGGGCUGUGUACCAUGAAAGCAGCCAUUCUGAAGAUGAUGAUGAUAUUGUUUCCAUGAUAAAGGAGCUUCUGGACACCAGAAUCAGACCUACAGUGCAGGAGGAUGGAGGCGAUGUCAUCUUUAAGGGGUUUGAGGACGGCACGGUCAAGCUCAAGCUGGUUGGUUCCUGCACAGGGUGUCCCAGCUCAACAGUUACUCUAAAGAACGGCAUUCAGAACAUGAUGCAGUUUUAUAUCCCAGAAGUGGAGCAGGUGGAACAGGUGGAAGAUGAAGUGGAUGAAAUCAACGCAAAGGUUUUCACGGAGCUGGAACGGAAACUACAAGAAUAAAAACGUCCUUGAUGUCACACUUAAGAAGAAAAAAUGUUCCACUGUGUAAACACAGCCCCGCAUCAUUUCCACGAAUUAUCCUACAAUCAUAAGAAUGAAGAGACUGUAUAUUAUAACCUGCUAUUUUGUGUGCAUAAUAUAUACUGUUUCACCUGUAAUGUAUAUUAAAAUACUGUAUGCCCGUUACCACAAAAAGGACUGGUUGUUUCAACCUGUCAAAAUGCUCUGCUGUGAUGACUGUAAAUGUUGCAAUGUAUUUAUUUCUUAUAAAUAUGUAUAUUUUGAACUGAUAUUUUAAUAGUAUGGAGAUACUGUCAAAGUUUUUGACAUUGUUUAUGGUCAUUCAGAAUGAAGAUUUGAUAAGAUAUUCCAGUUAUUGCACCCAUAUACCAAAUUAAGCAUAAAUUACCUGUUUUGCUAGUUAAGGUAUCAUCUCUAGGUGAAAUAAAAUGUUACUUAGGCUACAAAUAUUCACCAAGUGGAAGUAGGUUUACAUCAUCCCAUAAAAAUUGUAUGCUAUUUUUACUGUGUUCUCUUUGCUCUGUUCUUGAAAUUUACUGUAUCACAUCAAACAAAGUUCACAGUUUGAAAGCAAA